Lactuca sativa (garden lettuce) is the source of this 1620-nucleotide messenger RNA. RefSeq names its product peroxidase 41. NCBI's taxonomy places the organism in Eukaryota, Viridiplantae, Streptophyta, Magnoliopsida, Asterales, Asteraceae. The record is from RefSeq and is a predicted model, not a curated record. Gene Ontology annotation, biological process: hydrogen peroxide catabolic process; response to oxidative stress. Gene Ontology annotation, molecular function: heme binding; peroxidase activity.
AGUUUUCUUUUGACAGAUUCGAGAUUAAGAUCCUUAUACUUCCGCGUUUAUGUUUUGUUUAUAUAUAAAUUUACCAACAUAAGAAUCUGUUACUAUUUUCUUAGCUUAAAUUUUCAAAUAUCUAGACCUAUAAGACACACUUGUGAUCCUUAUCUUUUUGUUACAUGAUGAUUUGUUGCCGUUCAUGUUCCCUAUGGAAAAGUUGGAUGUGUAUGCAUGGUAAAGUCCAACGUAAUGAACACUUAUUAAGUUUUAUUUAUCUUUUCUUUUAUCAAAGUCCACUUAAAAAUCAAUGCUUCUUUAAGAUCAUAAUCCUUUCUAAGAUUGGAAAUUUAAGUAUUACUUGAUAAAAUCAAUGCUCAAAAAAUACUUUUGUAGAAAAAAUAUGUGUGUUAAAUUUCUAAAUGUUCAAAGAAUUUAUUUUCUUAUCAAAAAUUUCAGUUUUAUCUUUUUAAUUAUGUGUGGAUCGCGUAGGUACGAAAAAUGAGGAACAAAAUCUCUGUUGCCAUCUCCGACAAUGGCUCGUCGCCGUGAAAACUAUCAUCAGUUUUCUUCAACCUCUUUUCCCCCUCCCUUCCUCUUAACCACCAUGGCUAAUUCAUCACUGCUUCCAUUAAUCAUCCUCCUCCUUUCCUCCGCCAUAAUAGCCAAAAAAUCCCAACAUCCGCCUGCCCUUAGCCUCAACUACUACGCUAAAUCAUGCCCAAGGUUUCAUGAAAUCCUUCAAAACGUUGUCGUACCUAAACAAACAGCCACCCCCACCACCGCCGCUGCCACCCUCCGUCUCUUCUUCCAUGAUUGCAUGGUGGGUGGCUGCGACGCCUCCGUUCUCAUCUCCUCCAACGCAUACAACAAAGCUGAAAGAGACAUGGAUAUCAACGAGUCGCUCGCUGGAGAUGGGUUUGACAUCGUAGCACGUGUAAAAACGGCUCUUGAGAUCGAAUGUCCCGGUGUCGUCUCCUGCUCCGAUAUCCUCGCCGUCGCCACCAGAGACCUGGUGAUUCAGGUCGGAGGUCCACAUUACGAAGUGAAAUUAGGCCGGAAAGAUGGAUUAGAGUCCAAAGCAUCGAACGUCGAGGGUCGGCUUGGGAGAGCGAACAUGACGAUGGAUGACAUCAUUCGUAUAUUUGAAGGCCACGGUUACACCAUCAGAGAACUGGUGGUGCUAAUGGGCGGCGGCCACACCAUUGGUUUCGCCCACUGUAAAGAAUUCGAAAGCCGUCUGUUCGGCCCUAAACCCGACCCGUCAGUCCAUCCGAAAUUAGCAGAGAGAUUAAAAGCUAUGUGCGCAAACAGCUCCUCGGACCCGACGAUAUCGGCGUUCCUCGACCCGAUUUCCGCCGGAAACUUCGAUAACAUGAUUUUCAAGAACCUGCUAAACGGACUUGGGGUACUGGGUACGGAUCAAGCCAUGGCAUCCGACCCGAGAACACGACCUUUUGUUGAAGAGUACGCUAGGGAUCCGGUAGUAUUUUUCAGGGACUUCGCGAGAGCAAUGGAGAAGACGAGUGUUUACCAGGUGAAAACUGGAAAACAAGGAGAGGUUAGACGCAGAUGUGAUGCAUUCAAUAAUCUCCAAAUGGGUAAAAGUAAAACUACGCAAAACAUUUAAGUGUUCAG